This is a messenger RNA of Cylindrotheca closterium, 794 nucleotides long. The record is from the annotation of a GenBank genome assembly. Lineage: Eukaryota; Bacillariophyta; Bacillariophyceae; Bacillariales; Bacillariaceae.
AACCUCAAGACUGACCCUGUAUUUGACGCAUUGGAUAAGAUAUUCCGCCGCUACAAUAAGGCAGGCUUUCAAGUCAAGACGAUCAAGUGUGAUCGGGCGUUCAUCCCUCUGACGGAUGAUAUGCUAGAUGAUAUGGAUGUUACUAUUGACCUGACUGCAGCUGGAGACCACGAGCAUACAGCUGAGCGAAACAAUAGGACGCUGAAAGAAAGAGUUAGAAAAGACAGUAUUUCCUCACAUUUCAGUCCGCAGCAACUCAUUGAUAAUGUCAAUAUCAACUACAAGAGUGACAUGGUUGCUGAGCUUGGACAGUAUGUUCAUGCCAUUGGGUCGGAUUCCAACAAUUUGAUGGAACCACAAAGUAUUGAAGCGAUCUACAUUGAACCUACAAAGGGACAAGUAAUCCAGCGUGCUGAAGCUUGGGCUGCUGCCGAAGGUGUUACUUCCAUGAAGUUCUUCAAUAAGAAGAGAGAUUUGGAGACAUUUCAAGAUGGCAAUCAAAUUGCAGGAGUGGAUGACACGGAACAAGGUUACUUAGAGGAAGCCUUCAAUCAGGACUAUGAACCUGAAGAUGAAGAUGAACGUGAUUUCAACCUACGUGGACAAUUCGAUGAUAUCGAUGACUCCAAAAGAAAUGAGCUCUUGGCAGAUGCAGACAAUGAUGUCAAUGAUAUGCCGGAACUCACUGUCAGAUUCCAAGGGGAUGAUGACUAUGAAUCAGAUGACGACGAUUCGGGUGAUGAAGGCGAUGAAGAGGAAGAACCUAUUGUGGCCGAUUUGGAUCACCAUCAAGA